Condylura cristata (star-nosed mole) is the source of this 2157-nucleotide messenger RNA. RefSeq names its product WD repeat domain 25 (gene WDR25). Gene Ontology annotation, molecular function: protein binding. The transcript is spliced from 7 exons. NCBI's taxonomy places the organism in Eukaryota, Metazoa, Chordata, Mammalia, Eulipotyphla, Talpidae. The record is from RefSeq and is a predicted model, not a curated record. The coding region runs from base 264 to 1889 and encodes 541 amino acids.
AGGUCGCGCCGGUGUGGCGCGCCACUCGACUUGCAGGUUCCUUCCGAACGCGCAGGGUCGCGCUCCCUUCUGGGUCACCCUUCCCUCUCGCUCUUGACAGCUCGGCUGACUCCUGCUCACCCUUCAGAACCCACUUCUGGCCGCGUCUUGCUUGUCACCUGCCUUCGUCUGUGGCCUCAGGCGCAGAUCGUGCUUGAAGUUUAACCUGCCCACGCCAGAGCCGACCAAGGCUGGGCAGGGUGGCUCGCCGGAAAGUGGCCGCCAUGGCUUCCUUAGUGGCGUAUGAGGAUUCGGACUCGGAGGCCGAGCCCCAGCCUGCGCCUACGGGAGGUUCCGAUGCUGUUGGCCGGAUGACUGAGGCAGGGGAGGGGGUGCGGCCUCGCGGGCAGGAUCCUGCAGCUGGUGUCCUGGACGAGACGCCCGCGGGGGCACAGCCCAUGAAGCCUGCGCCCUGUGGGGCCCCUGACGGCCGUGAUCUUCGCCUCCCGUCGGCUCGCCUGGGGAGGAGCGAUGCAGGGUCCUGCCCCAGCCGGAGGCUGCAGUGGCCCAGGAUGGAGCCUGAGCCCGUCCUCUCCCCCCACGAGCCUGCCCGCCCGUCCCUGGGGGCUGGCUACCCUCCACCUGGCCUCGGGCCCCCCGUGGCGGCCUGCUUUAAGCCUGUCAGACUCUCCCGGGAGAUGGAGCCUUCGCUCUGCGCUCAAACCAAAUCUGAACCCCCAGGGAAACACGUCAGCUCCUCUCAGAGGAAGAGGUGUGAGGACUGCAUCGUGCCCUACACCCCCAAAAGACUAAGGCGGCUACCAGCACUCAGCAUGGAGACGGGCAAGAGGCAAGAGGCCGAGGCCCAGGGCCCCUCUGCAGGGCGCGUGCGGGCCCCGGCCCCCCUCUCCGUGCCCCCCAGAGCGUCAGCGUUUAUCCAGCCGUAUCUGGACAGUCCGUAUAAGGAAACUGUGAUCUCCAAGAGGGUGCUUUUCCACUUACGGGGCCACCGGGGCCCCAUCAACAGCAUUCAGUGGUGUCCCGUCCUUUCUAAGAGUCACAUGCUUCUCUCAACUUCCAUGGACAAGACCUUCAAGGUGUGGAACGCCGUGGACUCAGGGAGCUGCCUGCAGACCUACCACCUGCACAGCGAGGCGGUGCGGGCCGCCCGCUGGUCCCCCUGCGGCCGGCGCAUCCUCAGCGGCGGCUUCGACUCCACCCUGCGCCUGACAGACCUCGAGACAGGAACGCAGCUGCUCAGUGGUCAGAGUGACUUCAGAGUCACUGCGUUGAAGUUCCACCCGCAGGACCACAGCGUCUUCCUGUGUGGUGGCUUCAGCUCCGAGGUCAGAGCGUGGGACGUGAGGGUCGGCAAGGUGGUGAAAAGCUACAAGGCCACGAUUCAGCAGACCCUGGACAUCCUCUUCCUCCAGGGGGGCUCCGAGUUUCUCAGCAGCACAGACGCCUCGAGCCGCGACUCCGCUGACCGCACCAUCAUCGCCUGGGAUUUCCGGAGCUCCGCCAAGAUCUCCAACCAGAUUUUCCACGAGAGGUACACCUGCCCCAGCCUCGCCUUGCACCCGCGGGAGCCCGUGUUCCUGGCGCAGACCAACGGCAACUACCUGGCCCUCUUCUCGGCGGUGUGGCCCUACCGCAUGAGCAGGCGGCGGCGCUACGAGGGCCACAAGGUGGAAGGCUACUCCGUGGGCUGCGAGUGCUCCCCCGACGGCGACCUGCUGGUGACGGGCAGCGCAGACGGCCGGGCGCUGCUCUACACCUUCCGCACGGCCAGCCGGGCGCGCACGCUGCACUCACACACCCAGGCCUGCGUGGGCACCGCCUUCCACCCCGUGCUGCCCUCCGUCCUGGCCACCAGCUCCUGGGAGGGCGACAUGAAGAUCUGGCACUGAGACCCCGCCAGCCCUUGCUCCUCCCGCCGGUGGGGUCAGCAUGCGGCCGGCCGGGGCCAGGCCUGUGGGAGCUGCCGCCCGCCCUCUGGCCUCCGUUUCCUCAUCUGUAAAAUGGGGACAGAUAUGCAUUUGUCUGAGGGUUGUGAGCCCUGCGGGGUGAGAGCACCCGGAGGGGCCCGGGCGCCCAAUAAACACGUUUGCUACUUCUGGGAUCAUCUCAGUGACAAGUUUGUGUGACAGCUGCAUCUGCCCCCCUGUUCCGGGGACA